Molecule: messenger RNA, 746 nt
Organism: Arachis duranensis
Lineage: Eukaryota; Viridiplantae; Streptophyta; Magnoliopsida; Fabales; Fabaceae
Product: phosphoenolpyruvate carboxylase 2-like
Exons: 2
Coding region: 355-699 (114 amino acids)
Biological process (GO): leaf development; carbon fixation; tricarboxylic acid cycle
Cellular component (GO): apoplast; chloroplast; cytosol
Molecular function (GO): phosphoenolpyruvate carboxylase activity
Source: RefSeq, a predicted model, not a curated record
AGUAAAUGCAAACUCUUAAGUAAAUAAAUUCAGGUCCACUUUGAUAUGAUGCACAAAAUCUGUAUGGCUUUUUUUCUUUCCUGGUAAUAUUUUGAUCUAUUGAAUCUAGAAAAGAGGGGAGAAGUUUAAUAUGCACAAAUACUCUCAAACAUGUUACAUACUAAGGAUUGGCACUGACUCAAAAAGAGGAACCAAAUAUUCCGCUUUGUUUUGUAAUUUUUUCUUUCUUUGUUAUUUUCCUGUUGUGCCUUAUAGUUUAAACAAUUUGAUGCUUAAUAGGAUCAAGAUUGUUAUGAGCUUUCAGCUGAGUAUGAAAGGAAGCAUAAGACUGAGAAGUUGGAGGAACUUGGGAAUAUGCUAACUGGUCUUGAUGCUGGGGAUUCUAUUGUCAUUGCCAAAUCAUUUUCCCACAUGCUUAAUUUGGCUAACUUGGCAGAAGAAGUUCAAAUUGCCUACCGAAAAAGGAUUAAGCUAUUAAAGAUGGGCGAUUUUGCUGAUGAGAACUCUGCCAUCACUGAAUCUGACAUUGAAGAAACCUUCAAGAGGCUUGUCACUGAACUGAAAAAGUCCCCACAGGAAGUGUUUGAUGCUUUGAAGGAGCAAACUGUAGAUUUGGUCCUAACUGCUCAUCCCACUCAGUCCGUUCGUCGAUCUCUGCUGCAAAAGCAUGGAAGGAUAAGGAUCUGUCUGACCCAGUAGUACGCGAAAGACAUAACACCGGAUGAUAAGCAGGAACUUGAUGAGGC